AUAAAACUGGUUACGUAACAAUCUUGGUUUGUGUUCGCGCCACCCGAUCAGUUAAUGUCGGCGGUAUUUGGAAAUACCUUCAAAAACCAAAGCCGCAUGUCUCUGCUGACCGAAUGGAGUUUCGAAAGUGAAAUCACAGAGCCUGGCGUGAAAAAAUGACUAAAAGACGUGAAGAAUUCGGUGACAAAACAAAGAGAUUCCCAGCAUAUUUCGAGUCAUAUUAAAUUCUACGUAUAGAAUUCAGCAAAGACACAUGUUACGUCAUUUGAAAAGAGGAAUACGCAUCACGCUAAUACCUAAGUAGGCCUACGUAACAACGUAAAGCCCGGUAAAGCCGACGGGGCUUUACCUUAUUCAAGAGACGCCAUACACGGAUUGGUUAUGCUACACGGAUUAGGGCGACCUGCAGCUGGCCGCAUUAAGGGCACGAAAUUCGUGAUAUCGAUCGCGAUAUACAAUACCAUAUUUUUCACUAUUGGAAAAAAGGCACGAUCUCAACCUUUAAAGCUACAUUAAACUCGAUACAGAGGUUCAGUUGCUUACCUCAAGCCAUCAUCGACGGUCACAUUUUGCUAUUCGGUCAGAAAACGUAACACAGGGCAAUAUGAGUAAACAUAAUUGGCUGAAACUUACCGUAUCCAUUGUGAUCUUGGUUGCCGUAAUGAUGGGACCUACUAGCAAGCUAUUUAGUUUCUUUCACGGAAAAGACCCCUCGCCCAGUGUGAGCGGAGCCAGAAAAAUGGAGGAAAAGGCGGUAGAGAUAAAGCCAGGCGCUAAAUACGAGAGACAUCGCAGGCAAAUUAAAAAUAAGGAUGAACCUGCUGAUAAAGUGGACGUAUUAUUUUCAGAUGGCUGCAAAAAAAACGAUUUUAAAGCGGCAGUUGAACUCGAGAUUGAAGAGCUUCUGUCAAAACACGAAGAAAUCAAGUUGCAGUAUGUAAAAGAUGCAUAUGAAAAAUAUCUGUUAAGAAAUAGAGAACUUGAACCCUCAAAAAAAUCUUCAGCAGAAGAGGUUGAAAAAGGGGUUAAAAAAUUGGAACAGCUUCGAAAAACCCUCACAGAGACAAAGGCUAAGUUUAUCGCACAACUGGAAGAGCAAAGGAUAAAUGGAAUCGCCUUAGUAAAUGAGAAAAGCAAAUUGCUGAACGAAAUUCGAGACAAGAAUGCUCGAGAUAUUGCUAAUUCAGACUUGGAAAAGAAGGAGCUCCUUGAGAAAAUCAAAGCCAAUAAUGCGAAGAUUACUCUAAUGAAAGAUGAAUUCAACAAAAUGAAAAGGCAAAAAGAAACGGCACAAAUGAUAGAGGCAUCCAAAAAUUCACAAGCUGUAGGAUGUGAAACUCCGUUUGCGUAUUUGGGAGCCUUUGAUUCACAAAAUAUUCUAAGAGUUAAAAAACAACAACUUGAUACGGAAGAGAGUACGAUUAACGACAUAUGGCAAAAAAAGAACGAUUUGAAAAACUGUUGUCAGCAAGAAGGAUGCCUAUAACAAAUUCUACGACAAUUUUUAUUCGAUUUUUUAAUUAUACUUAAGAUUGCUGUGCUUUAAACUUAUACUUACUUUGGUUGCUGUGUGAUUUUUAAAUGCUUACAAACUUGGGAAAAUAAAAAGAAUUUAAUUGGCUA
Messenger RNA from Daphnia pulex (common water flea), 1623 nucleotides. RefSeq lists its product as uncharacterized. The coding region runs from base 605 to 1486 and encodes 293 amino acids. Lineage: Eukaryota; Metazoa; Arthropoda; Branchiopoda; Diplostraca; Daphniidae. The transcript has 5 exons. The record is from RefSeq and is a predicted model, not a curated record.